CUCUCUUUUGUUGAAAAAUAAUGCCUGCAACACUGGCACGACUCGCUUCGUGCCGGAUUCUGCCAACUGUAAGAUCUCGAAACUAUAAAGUUGCAUUAAAUCAGUCUUUUCGGAAAAGCACCAGCUAAUAUAAAAUCAGUCCUCAAGGAGUGGCCUGUUGCAAUGCCUGUCUCCAACGAAAGCAGCAUCACUUUCAUUUCGACGUGCACUUUCAAACACCUCAACGACGAAGAAGACGCUAUGGAACUCGACAAGUGCUUCGAAGUAUGCUGCCGCAAAAAUGAUAUCUUUCAGCAGCUCUCAGCAUUUGAUACUGCAACCAAUUGGAACACUCUGCAUUGUUGCUGGUGGUUACAAACUGGUGACAACAUAUCCAACUGCAAUCUUGAAAACAUGCUACUGCGAAGCUGCUCCUUUUCAGCAAGAGCCCAUCUCCCUUAGAGUACCGUCUGCAGCAAAGCAGAUAGCGGAACACCAUAGACAACAACAACGACAACAAUGCCAGGAUGUUUCUUUGAUCCGCGACAUUUGGAAUCUGAUCAGGCCGGAUCUGCUGCUCAUGGGUUGUAUUAUACUCACAGCAGUAGCAGCAGCAUUUAUCCAACUACAAACGCCUCUAAUUACGGGCGAGCUUAUCAACAUAAUUUCCUCAGGAUCAUCGGCGUUACUUGCUAGUGCGGGAAUUAGUCAAUUAAAUCGUCCUGCAUUAAAGCUCUUUGGACUCUUGUCUGCACAAGGCAUUUUGACAUUUGCGCAUAUCUCGUUGGUUUCGAUCUUUGGCGAAAAUGUUGCCAAGCGAUUGCGGGCGCAACUGUUCUCGGCGAUGGUGAGGCAAGACAUGUCUUUCUUUGAUUCCCACCGCAGUGGCGAGCUAGUGGGACGUCUAACGACAGAUGUUGCAGAUUUCAAGCACACAUUCAAGCAAUUGGUGACACAGGGUUUGAAGUCGGUCACGCAAACGGUCGGUUCUGCCAUCCACCUAUUCCGUAUCUCCACUCCCUUGACAUUGACUAUGCUUGGCACAAUGCCUGUCCUUUAUGUUUUGCUCAAUGUUUAUGGUGCUUAUCUUAGAAAACUGAGUAGACAUAGCAAGGAUAUUGACGGAAAAGCUAGCGGUGUUGCUGGAGAGGUGAUUUCCAAUAUGCGUACUGUUCGUGCCUUUGCGGCCGAAGAUAAAGAAAUGAAUCAUUACAGUGAAGCUUGCGACAGGCUUGCUUCGACGAGCCGAAAGUUAGGCUUCCAUGUCGGCAUGUUCCAAGGGUUGACCAACGUAUCAAUUGGAUGCAUGGUCCUUACCGUUCUAUAUUAUGGCGGUUCUUUGGUUGUUCGAAAUGAAUUGACAGGAGGAGAGCUGAUGUCCUACAUGCUCUCCACCCAAACCGCGCAACAGUCGCUAGUGUCGCUAGGCGUUUUGUUCGGACAGACGAUUAAAGCUGCUGCUUCUGCUACUCGCGUUUUUGAGUUCAUUCACAUGGAACCUGCCGUACCUAUUAAGGGUGGCGAUACGCUUCUCAAUGUAUGGGGAGAUGUUCGAUUCCAGGAUAUCGGAUUUGCUUAUCCAUCCCGCCCUGAACACCAAGUUUUGGAAAAAUUCAAUUUGCAUGUACCUCAAGGGACCACUGUCGCCUUAUGUGGCUCUUCUGGAUCCGGCAAGUCGACAAUUGCUUCCUUAUUAGAACGAUUCUACGAGCCUAUUGCUGGUACUGUUUUCUUGGAUGGACAUGACUUAUCAGAAAUGGAUCCGUCAUGGCUGAGACAGCAAAUUGGUUUCAUCAAUCAAGAGCCUGUUUUGUUCGCCACAUCCAUUUUGGAAAACAUUCGUUAUGGCAGGCCGGAUGCGUCAAUGGAGCAAGUACAGCAAGCUGCACGUCAGGCAAAUGCAGAAACAUUCAUUGAAAGUUUCCCUGACGGAUAUGAUACCGUUGUUGGCGAGCGUGGAGCUGCAUUAUCUGGAGGACAAAAACAGCGCAUCGCUAUCGCUCGUGCCAUUUUAAAGGAUCCAAAGAUUUUGAUCCUGGAUGAAGCUACAUCAGCCUUGGAUACCCACUCGGAAAAGGUUGUCCAAGAUGCUUUGGAUAAGGUGAUGAAGGGACGCACUGUACUUGUUAUUGCCCAUCGUCUAUCCACUAUUCGUGCUGCUGACAUGAUUGUAGUCAUGGGGAGAGUCCCAGGAAACAUUGUUGAAAUGGGCACACACGACGAACUGAUGGCCAAGCGAGGAGUGUACUUUAAAUUAAACAACCAGUUAGAAACUGCUGAGCAGUUAUAACCAGACACAUAAUAUAAU
Messenger RNA from Zychaea mexicana, 2287 nucleotides. Its product is annotated as P-loop containing nucleoside triphosphate hydrolase protein. The transcript has 12 exons. The coding region runs from base 281 to 2269 and encodes 662 amino acids. Gene Ontology annotation, cellular component: membrane. NCBI's taxonomy places the organism in Eukaryota, Fungi, Mucoromycota, Mucoromycetes, Mucorales, Lichtheimiaceae. Gene Ontology annotation, biological process: transmembrane transport. Gene Ontology annotation, molecular function: ATP binding; ATP hydrolysis activity; ABC-type oligopeptide transporter activity. The record is from RefSeq and is a predicted model, not a curated record.